Perca fluviatilis (European perch) is the source of this 2894-nucleotide messenger RNA. RefSeq names its product guanine nucleotide binding protein-like 2 (nucleolar) (gene gnl2). The record is from RefSeq and is a predicted model, not a curated record. Gene Ontology annotation, cellular component: nucleolus. Gene Ontology annotation, molecular function: GTP binding. NCBI's taxonomy places the organism in Eukaryota, Metazoa, Chordata, Actinopteri, Perciformes, Percidae.
CUCCUUCGAUGACGUCCUUCCGGCUUCCCCGUAACAACACGUGUACGGUGUACACUUUCGAGCUGAAGGGAAUAACAUCAACUAAUCCUCAGCUUUCAGACACCUUCGUGUGUUCUCUUCCUUGUUUUCUCCGGUGAAGGCUCUGCCGACUAAGCGGUCAAAAUGGUGAAGCCUCUGUUCAAGGGGAAAAGCUCGAUAAACACCUCCUCGUCCAGCAGCAACCCUGAUCGAGCCAAGGGUGCUGGUGGGAACAACAUGAGGGACCGAGCCACUAUCAAGCGUCUGAAUAUGUACAGACAAAAGAAGAGAUGUAAUAACCGUGGUCAAGUCAUCAGACCUCUACAGUUCCAGUCCACGGUGGCUCCAGGGACUGUAGCCAGAGUGGAACCAAACAUCAAAUGGUUUGCAAAUACCCGUGUGAUUAAGCAGUCGUCCCUGCAGAAGUUCCAAGAAGAGAUGGGAGCAAUACAGAAAGAUCCAUAUCGUGUGGUGAUGAAACAAAGCAAACUCCCCAUGUCUCUCUUGCAUGAUCGAGUCAAAGCCCAUAACUCCAAGGUGCACAUUCUAGACACAGAGGGGUUUGAGACCACGUUUGGGCCCAAGGCUCAGAGGAAGAGGCCCAGUCUCAUGGUGGGGGAUAUGAAGGACCUCGUGGAAAAGGCAGAGGCCUCAGUCCUGACCUACAGCGCAGACAAGGACAAAGACCUAGUGACCGAGGACACAGGGGUCCGGGAGGAAGUACGGGAUGAAAUCUUCAAAAAGGGUCAGUCCAAGAGGAUCUGGGGAGAACUUUACAAGGUGAUCGACUCAUCUGACGUCGUCAUCCAAGUGCUGGAUGCCCGUGAUCCCAUGGGAACGCGCUCCAAUAGCAUUGAGGCAUAUAUGAAGAAGGAGAAAUCCUGGAAACAUCUGAUCUUUGUUCUAAACAAGUGUGACCUCGUCCCCACCUGGGUCACAAAACGGUGGGUCGCUGUUUUAUCCCAAGAGUACCCUACUCUGGCUUUCCAUGCCAGCCUCACCAACUCAUUUGGUAAGGGUUCCCUCAUCCAGCUGCUCAGGCAGUUUGGCAAGCUCCACACAGACAAGAAACAGAUAAGUGUGGGUUUCAUUGGCUACCCUAAUGUGGGAAAAAGCUCAGUCAUCAACACACUGCGCUCUAAGAAGGUCUGCAAUGUGGCACCCCUUGCCGGAGAAACAAAGGUGUGGCAGUACAUCACUUUGAUGAGGCGCAUCUUCCUCAUUGACUGUCCUGGUGUUGUCUAUCCUUCAGAAGACAGUGAAUCUGAUAUUGUCUUGAAAGGAGUGGUUCAAGUGGAGAAGAUCAGGAACCCAGAGGAGCACAUUGCGGCAGUACUGGAGCGGGCCAAGCCAGAAUACAUUCAGAAGACCUACCGCAUCCCCACUUGGAGCUCUGCUGAAGACUUCCUUGAGAAGAUGGCAUUUCGCACUGGGAAACUUCUGAAGGGCGGUGAGCCAGAUCUCUCCACAGUCUCCAAAAUGGUGUUGAAUGAUUGGCAGAGAGGACGUAUCCCCUUCUUUGUGAAACCCCCUGGACCUGAGAGGGAUCAAGAUGACAAGCUAUUGCCAGUCGAAGGGCCCUCAGAGGAAGUGAAUGUGCAGGAGGAGCCAGACAAUCCGGAUGCCAUCUCGGAGGAACAUGAGGAACAGCAGCAGCGGCUGCAGAGAAAGAAGGAGCAGGUCCAGAAGAUUCUGUCUAAUGUGCGACAGAACUUUGGCAAGAUCAAUGUGGCACCUGAGUUCACCGAGGAAGACUUGGUUCCUGUGGAGAUGCCUGACCUGGAACUCUCGGACUUCUCUGGCUCUGAUGGCGAGGAAGACAGUGAAGAAGAGGAGGGUGGAGAGGAAGACGGGACCAACGUUGAAUCAGCCAAUGGAGAGCCUGAGACCUGAGCCCUCAACGCGGCUCAGACUGGCAAAGCCGCCAGCAACAAGAGUUCACGCGAGGUGAUUCGAGAGCUGGAUGAGAAGAUCUCGAAGUACAAGCAUUUCCUGGACCGGGCCAAAUCCAAACGCUUCUCUGCAAUCCGGAUACCUAAGGCACUUUCUGACAAAGCGUUCACAGACAUCAAGACUAAACAAGCGGCGGCGGCAGCAGCAAAGCAAGCACAGCAGAAAGAUGCAAACCAGAGGAGCAAUAAGAGGAAAGCUGAGGACGAGGAGUCCACCCAAUCCGACAGACUGACGUCUAAACAGAGAAGAGCGAUGGACCGUGCCAAAAAGGUGAAGAAAGUUGGCGUGCGCUAUUACGAAACACACAAUGUCAAGAACAAGAACAAGAACAGAAAGGCCCCAGCAUCAGCCACAGAAGGCCGAAAGGCCAAAAGAUCAAAGCACUAAACUGGAGUCGUGAUAAAGUUUGUAAUAAAUCUUUAUUUAAACUAGCCAAAAAGGACAGAUUUUUAUCGAAAAUGCAGAGUUGAGAGGGUGGAAUGCUAACUAAGUGUUAAAUGGUCUUUUAUCAUGUGGCCACUUGAUGCCUUAUUUUGGCCCUGACUGUCCCUCAACCCAGAACUGGUUUUGAAUGACAUUUCAUUCAUCAUUUAAAGGUGUAAUGCUCUCUUGAUGUUAAAGAGAAAUGUACAGUUGUAUGAACUGUACUUGUCAUGCUGUAAUAAAAAUAUGUGCUUAUUACACUGUUAAGUUUACAUUAAUUAAUAUAAUUUAGAAAGAGAAAAGACAAAUUUAGUAACAUUCUGUACUGGGAAAUGGCAACUCAGAUCUUGUUUGGCGAAGUUACUUCUUUGGUGUAAUGAUCCCUUCCAGUUGGGUCUAAAUAGAAAGACAAAUAUUACGAUAUUAAGACAUGCAACACAGAUACUAUUGGUGCUUAAUCUAAAAAAAAUAAAAAUAAAAUAAAAUUCUUUGCUAUGUAA